ACACCCAGGGAUCUCUCCGAAAUCCACCAGGAGUACGUCACUAGCCCGCUCCACGUAGUGUGCGUCUGGAGUUCUUUCUGCUCCAUCCGAGGCGAUGGCCGGGUUAUUAAAGAUCGCGCCCUAUUCAAUCAGGAGUGGAGUGCGGGUACUCCCGGCCCUCGGCAGCGUCCCGCGAAGAGACUAUGUUAAGACUCGAGUCAAAGUAGAAAAUCCUGUUGUAGAAAUGGAUGGAGAUGAAAUGACCAGAGUGAUUUGGAGUUUCAUUAAAGAAAAGCUUAUUCUUCCUAAUGUUAAUGUGGAGUUGAAAUACUUCGAUCUUGGUCUCCCCAGUCGAGAUAAAACAGAGGACCAGGUGACAAUUGAGUCUGCAUUGGCAACCCAAAAAUAUGGAGUUGCAGUGAAAUGUGCCACCAUUACACCAGAUGAAGCUCGUGUGGAAGAGUUCGGACUGAAACAAAUGUGGAAAAGCCCAAAUGGGACCAUCCGAAAUAUUUUGGGUGGCACGGUUUUCAGAGAGCCAAUUAUUUGUAACAACAUCCCACGACUUGUCCCCGGUUGGGUAAAACCAAUCACAAUAGGACGGCAUGCAUACGGUGAUCAGUAUCAAGCAAUAGAUUUUGUCAUGGACAGCCCAGGCAACUUUAAGCUUGUCUUCCUCCCCAAAGAUGGUAGUGAAUCCCUGGAAUGGAAUGUGUUUGACUUCCCUGGUGGAGGAGUGGGAAUGGGAAUGUACAACACUGAUGAGUCUAUUACAGGAUUUGCACACAGCUGCUUCCAAUAUGCCCUAUCCAAGAAGCGGCCUCUUUAUAUGAGUACCAAAAACACUAUUAUGAAGGCAUAUGAUGGAAGGUUUAAGGACAUAUUCCAGGAUAUUUUUGAUCAUAAUUAUAAAGCAGCUUUUGAUAAGUUGGGUAUCUGGUAUGAGCACCGGUUGAUCGAUGACAUGGUGGCACAGAUGUUGAAGUCUUCAGGAGGUUUUGUCUGGGCUUGUAAGAACUAUGAUGGAGAUGUUCAGUCUGACAUCCUGGCACAAGGAUUUGGUUCUCUUGGGCUGAUGACGUCAGUGCUGAUUUGUCCAGAUGGGAAAACAAUUGAAGCUGAAGCUGCUCAUGGAACAGUUACUCGCCACUACAGAGAGCAUCAGAAGGGCAAACCCACCAGCACAAAUCCAAUUGCCAGCAUAUUUGCCUGGACUCGAGGGCUGGAGCACAGAGCAAAACUUGACAGCAAUCAGCAACUUAAGCAGUUUUCUGACGUACUAGAGCAGGUAUGUGUGGAAACUGUGGAAAGUGGAAUCAUGACAAAGGAUCUUGCUGCUUGCAUUUAUGGACUUCAGAAUAUAAAGCCGUGGCAGCACUAUGUAUACACUGAAGAAUUUCUUGAUGUCAUCAAGGAAAACCUAGACAAGAAGUUGAGUUGUUGAAACAAACCAAGAACAAUAAAGAAUCUUCAAAAUUCUUCCCAGGCUGCUGGUUACUGCGCUGAAGCUGGCAUUUACUCCAGCUGAACAGCUUUCAUCACUGGAUGUGAAAUGGCAUUUAUUGUAUUGGUAUUAUCUGUUAAUUUUAAUAGUUUGUUAAAAUACAAAUAAAUGUUUAGUUUCAACUACUGCCCAUAAUUCCGUCCUGCGUCAAUAGUUUGCCAGAAACCUCUGUUCUGUAUCAUUGUCAAAGUCGGUAACACAAAAGCAAAUCUGAACCAAUUUCAAAUUCUCAAUUCAAAUCAAAAUCAUUUAGUAACUAAUGGAGCUCUAUAUUUAGGUUUUUGCAAAUUAAAAGGAACAGUAUGUUUUGUACUUUUCUUCUUAAAUUGUCCUGUGUCCUAUUUCAACAAGCCUUCUUGUAACACUUGUUAGCAAAAAUUCUAAAAUACUGGCAAUUCAUUUUAGACCUGUCUCAGCUAUCUAAAACAAUAAUUAUAGUGCAACCUUUAAACCUUUCACUAGUGUUAACAUGCAGGGCCUGUACACUGCAUCCUAGUUAGCAUAAAAGAGUUGAACUCUAAAUUGAUAGUGGUGAUAGUUUAAUUUAAUUAUAUCAGAGAUACAUGAAAAUUAGAUUUGGUGGACAUAGAUUUAGAAGGGGGGUUCUUGGGAGGAGAACCUUUCUUAACCUGGGAGUGUGAAUAUCUGGAGCACACUCCCUGACAAUGGUGGAAGCAGAGUCUCUGACAGCAUUUACAGGUAAAAGGACAAACACUUUGUCCAGGGUAUUGAAAGCUCUGGGGCAAGAGGGGGAAGCUGGGAUUAAUUUUGAUGGAUGUACUGGGCUGAUUGCCUGGCUGUAUGACUCAGUGACCAUUACCAUUGUUUCCAAGGAUUUAUCCCGAAUUCCCCUCUUUCCUCCCCAUUUCUGUGACUUCUCUCAAAUGUCCAUCAGCUUGCCUUUUGAUUCUAUUUCCCACUAACCUGCACCAAGGAGUAGCUUAUGGUAGAUAAUUAUCCUACCAGCAAGUCUCUAGGAUGUGGAAGAAACACAGAGGAGUUCCAGGAGAUCACGGAGAGGACGUACAAACUCUGAACCUGCAGCACCCUAAGUCAGCACUGAACACUGGUCUUUGAGCUGCUGGGCACAUCAUAUCUGGGAAGUCUCCAUUCUCUACCCUCUGCUUCCAUCCUGAGCUCACUUGUCUAUUGAUGCAAUCAAAAUGUAUCGCUUUAUAUAACAUGGAUAGUAAAAUAAUUAGAAGCAUCUGAGCAAAAUGCAAACAGGACCAGCUAGUUGGUAUGUGUGAGAUGGGCCAAAGGGCCUGUUUUAAUGUGGUAUAACUAUUGACAACUCAAAAUCAUCUGCAUUUAAGUCUCUUUCAGAAGAAUUCUUGUAGUUCUCAAUAGUUACAUUUGUAAGACCAUAAGACGUCAAAGCAGAAUUAGGUCAUUCAGCCCAUCGAGUCUGCUCAGCCAUUCCAUCAUGGCUGAUCCCAGAUCCCACUCAAUCCAUAUGCCUUCCAUCUCACCCAUAUCCUACAAUGCCCUGACCAAUCAGGAAAUGAUCAACUUCUGCCUUAAGCAUACCCACAGACUUGGCCUCCACUGCAGUUUGUGACAGAGCAAUCUAGUCUAGCAGUCUAGAUUCCCUAGACUAGCUAAAAUAAAACACUCCUUACCUCUGUUCUAAAAGGUCUCUCAUCAAUCUUAAGGCUGUGCUCUCUAGUUCUGGAUACCCCCACCAUAGGAAACAUCCUCUCUAUCUCUCUCACAUCCACCCUAUCUAGUCCUUUCAAAGUUCGGAAGAUUUCAAUGAGAUCCCCACGCAUUCUUCAAAAUUCUAGUGAGUACAGGCCCAAAGCUGCCAAGUGCACCUCAUAUAUUAACCCCUUCAUUCUGGAAAUCAUCCUCCUGAAACUCCUCUGAACUCUCUCCAAUGGCAACACAUCCUUUCUGAGAUAUGGGGCCCAAAACUGGUGACAAUACUCACAAGUGUGGCCCAACUAGUGUCUUAUAAAGGCUCACAUUAUCUCCUUGCCUCUAUAUUCUAUAAAUUAUUAAAUAACUGCCAACAUUGCAGUUGCCAUCUUUACCACAGACUCCACCUGUAAAUUAACCAUCUGGGUGUCUUGUAUGAGGACUCCAAUGUCCCUCUGCACCUCUGAUGUUUGAAACUUCUCCCCAUUUAGUCCGCACUAUUGUUCCUUUUACCAAAAUGCAUCAUCAUACAUUUCCCAACACUGCAUUCCAUCUGCCACCUCUUUGCCCAUACUUCCAAUUUGUCUCAAGUCCUGCUUUAAUCACAUUGAUUCCUCAGCACUAUGUCUCUAUCUUCAUAUCAUCCAGAAAAUUUGCCACAAGGUCAUCAAUUCCAUUAUCCAAAUCAUUGACAAACAAUGUGAAAAGUAGCGAUCGCAAUACUGACUCCUGAGGGACACCACUGGGGCACACUGGAUUUUUUAAAAAUUGAUUUUCCCAACAUCCUCUGUAAACUUUGGAGACUGUGUAUGAAACUUGCAGAUCAGCACCUUCAAAUACUCAACCCUGCCUUUUAGGCACCAACAGUCAUUUCACAGUCAAAGUCACUUUUCUCAUAUUUAAGACCAUAAGACCUUAAGAUAUGGGAGCAGAAUUAGGCCAUCUGGCCCAUUGAGUCUGCUCCACCAUUCAAUCAUGGCUGCUCCUUUUUUUUCUAUCUCCUCCUCAACCCUAGUUCCUAGCCUUCUCCCCGUAACCUUUGAUGCCAUGUCUAAUCAAGAACCUAUCAAUCUCUGCCUUAAAUACACCCAGCGACUUGGUCUCCACAGCUGCAUGUGGCAAUAAAUUCCACAAAUUCACCACCCUUUGUCUAAAGAAAUUCCUCCACAUCUCUGUUUUGAAAGGGUGCCCCUCUAUCCCAAGGCUGUGCCCUCUUGUCCUAGUCUUUCCUACCAUGGGAAACAUCCUUUCCAUAUCUACUCUCUCUAGGCCUUUCAAAUUUAAUUUCAAUGAGAUCCCCCACCCCCCAUCCUUCUGAAUUCCAGUGAAUACAGACCCAGAGCCAUGAAACGUUCCUCGUAUGAUAACCCUUUCAUUCCUGGAGUUAUCCUUGUGAACCUCCUCUGGACCCUCUCCAAUGCCAGCACAUCUUUUCUAAGAUGAGGAGCCUAAGUUGUUCACAAUACUGAAGCUGAGGCACCACCAGUGCCUUAUGAAGCCUCAGCAUCACAUCCUUGUUCUUGUAUUCUAGACCUCUUGAAAUGUAUGCUAACACGGCAUUUGCCUUCCUCACUGCUGACUCAACCUGCAAGUUAACCUUCAGGGUGCUCUGCACAAAGACUCCCAAGUCCCUCUGCAUCUCAGAUUUUUGGAUUUUCUCCCCAUUUAGACCAUAGUCUGUGCGUUUAUUUCUACUACCAAAGUCCAUGACCAUUCGUUUUCCAACAUUAUAUUUCAUUUGCGAUUUUCUUGCCCAUUCUCCUAACCUGUCUAAGUCCUUCUUCAUCCUUCCUGUUUCCUCAAUACUACCUGCCCCUUCACCAAUCUUCAUAUCAUCUGCAAACUUAACAACAAAGCCAUCUAUUCCAACACCUAAAUUAUUUACAACAGCAUAAAAAGAAGUGGUCCCAACACAGACACCUGUGGAACGCUACUAGUACUGACGGCCAACCAGAAAAAGAUCCUUUUAUCCUCACUCACUGCUUCCUAACAAUCAGCCAUUGCUCCAACCAUGUUAGUAAUUUUCCUGGAAUACCAUGGCUCUUAACUUAGAAACAAAGAAAACCUACAGCACAAUACAGGCCCCUUCGGCCCACAAAGCUGUGCUGAUCAUAUCCUUACCUUAGAACUACCUAGGCUUAACCAUAGCCCUCUAUUUUUCUAAGCUCCAUGUACCUAUUGAGGAGUCUCUUAAAAGUUCCUAUUGUAUCCACCUCCACCACCUCUGCUGGCAGCCCAUUCCACUCACUCAGCACUCUCUGCGUAAAAAAAAAACUAACCCCUGACAUCUCCUCUGUACCUACUUCCAAACACCUUAAAGCUAUGUCCUCUUGUCCUAGCAAUUUCAGCCAUGGGUAAAAGCCUCUGACUAUUCACAUGAUCAAGUGCCUCUCAUUAUCUUGUACACCUCUAUCUGGUCACCUCUCCUCUGUCGCUCCAAGGAGAAAAGGCCGCGUUCACUCAACCUAUUCCCAUUAGGCACGCUCCCCAAUCCAGGCAACAUCCUUGUAAAUCUCCUCUGCACCCUUUCUGUGGUUUCCACAUCCUUCCUAAAGUGAGGUGACCAGAAUUAGGUACAGUACUCCAAGUGGAGUCUGACCAGGGUCCUAUAUUGCUGCAGCAUUACCUCUCGGCUCUUAAACUCAAUCCUACGAUUGAUGAAGGCCAAUGCUUCGUAUGCCUUCUUAACCACAGAGUCAACCCGCAUAGCAGCUUUGAGUGUUCUAUGGACUUGGUCCCUCUGAUCCUCCACACUACCAAGAGACUUACCAUUAAUGCUAUAUUCUCCCAUCAUAUUUGACCUACCAAAAUGAACCACCUCACAAGGUUGAACUCCUUCUGCCUCUUCUCAGCCCAGUUUGGCAUCCUAUCAAUAUCCCGCUGUAACCUCUGACAGCCCUCCACACUAUCCACAAACCCUCCAACCUUUGUGUCAUCAGCAAAUUUACUAACGCAUCCCUCCACUUCCUCAUCCAGGUCAUUUAUAAAAAUCACGAAGAGUAGGGAUCCCAGAACAGAUCCCCAAAGCACACCACUGGAAACUGACCUCCUUGCAGAAUAUGACCCAUCUACAUCCACUCUGUCUUCUGUGGGCAAACCAGUUCUGAAUACACAAAGCAAUGUCCCCUUGGAUCCCAUGCCUCCUUACUUCUCAAUAAGCCUUGCAUGGGGUACCUUAUCAAAUGCCUUGUUGGAAUUUAUAUACACUACAUCUAUGGCUCUACCAUCAUCAAUGUGUUUAGUCACAUUCUCAACAAAUUUGAUCAGGCUUGUAAGGCACGACCUGCCCUUGACAAAGCCAUGCUGACUGUUCCUAAUAAUAUGCCUCUCCAAAAAUUCAUAAAUCUUGCCUCUCAGGAUUUUCUCCAUCAACUUAGCAACCACUGAAGUAAGACUCACUGGUCUAUAAUUUCCUGGGCUAUCUCUACUCCCUUUCUUGAAUAAGGGAAUAACAUCCGCAACCCUCUAAUCUUCUGGAACCUUUCCUGUCGUCGUUGUUCAUGCAAAGAUCAUUGCCAGAGGCUCAGCAAUCUCCUCCCUCGCUUCCCACAGUAGCCUGGGGUACAUCCCAUCCGAUCCCAGUGACUUAUCCAACUUGAUGCUUUCUAAAAGCUCCAGCACAUCCUCUUCCUUAAUAUCUACAUGUUCAAGCUUUUCAGUCCACUGCAUGUCAUCUCUACAAUUGGCAAGAUCCUUUUCCGUUUUUAAUACUGAAGCAAAGUUUAGUACCUCAGCUAUCUUCUCCGGUUUCAUACACUUCCACUGUCACUCUUGAUUGGUCCUAUUCUCUCGUGUUUUAUCCUCUUGCUCUUCAUGUACUUGGUAAGCAGCCUCAUGUGUGGCACUUUGUCAAAGGCCUUCUGAAAAUCCAAAUAUUACAACAUCGACUUCAUCCUCUUUAUCUAUCCUACUUGUAAUCUCCUCAAAGAAUUCCAGCAAAUUCAUCAAGCAGGAUUUUCCCUGAAGGAAACCAUGCUGACUUUGUACUACCUUGUCCUGUGUCACCAAGUAUUCCUUGACCUUAUGCUUAACAAUUGACUCUAACAUCUUCCCAACCACUGAGGUCAGGCUAACUGGUCUAUAAUUGCCUUUCUGCUGCCUUCGUCCUUUCUUAAAGAAUGGAGUGACAUUUGCAAUUUUCUAGUCCUCUGGACUACUCGUCUACUACUUAAUGCUGGACUACUAGCGUUUUAGCUUUUAAGUGAAAGCCUGAAAAUAUUUAAUUGUUGUUUGACUUAUUACAUUGUAUAUUCUCACUGCUAUGUCAUGAUCUUCAACACUUUGGUUUAUUGGCAAUAAAAGUUGGAUUUAUUUGGAAAGGCA
Hypanus sabinus (Atlantic stingray) is the source of this 7447-nucleotide messenger RNA. Its product is annotated as isocitrate dehydrogenase [NADP], mitochondrial-like. The record is from RefSeq and is a predicted model, not a curated record. Gene Ontology annotation, cellular component: mitochondrion. NCBI's taxonomy places the organism in Eukaryota, Metazoa, Chordata, Chondrichthyes, Myliobatiformes, Dasyatidae. Bases 95 to 1423 code for a protein of 442 amino acids. Gene Ontology annotation, molecular function: isocitrate dehydrogenase (NADP+) activity; magnesium ion binding; NAD binding. The transcript has 11 exons. Gene Ontology annotation, biological process: isocitrate metabolic process.